AUGUAUUGGACGUUUAAAGAAAAAAAAUUGAUUAUCUUCUUAGGCGCCAAACAUUUUUCCAAUAUAGUUUCUGAUAACAAUGGUAUAGAAGCUGCAUAUCUUUGUAGAGAUCUUCUCAUAAACAUUUCUUCACUCGUUAUUUUCGAUAGAGGAACUGACCCUAUGAAUGAGAUGAUGAGUUUUCUUAAGUUUGUUGCGCUUAUCAAGACGCCAAGUAAGAUUUUACUUACUGGGACUCUAUAUCAAAACAGCAUGAAGGAGGUUUUUAAUAUUCUUGAUGUUGCCUUUCCUGAGUGUCUGAAGCACAACAAAGCUGGGGAAAAAAUCAGAAGAAUCUUGAACGUUGAUUCCAACACUGAUGGACUUCCAAUAGAUUUGAAGAUGCCCUUGUUUGAUAAACUGGAAGAUGCUUUACUUCGUCAAGAUUGGGAUCACGGCGACAAGAUUGGUUACUUAACUGAACUGAAAAUGUUGACAAACAAGGUUAUCUACAAUCACCAAGGACAGUUUCUUCUUGAAGUUCCGCGAUUCAUGAACUUUACGGUGGUCUUAAAACCGACGUCAAGCCAAAAGUCAGCAUGGGAUAUUGAAAAAAACUCGAAAGGGAAGGGUUGCAAAACAUACUCCACCCUGAGUGGAAUCACGCUUCACCCGGUGCUAUGUACCUUCUCGGACCGGGUAAAAGGUCUUCCUGCCCCAAAUGAGGAUGAGAUAGAUGAGAUUGUCAAAAGUAUUGACGUAGCAGAUGGCGUUAAAACAAAAUUCUUCACGGGUCUAGUUAAGUUAUGCGAUUAUACAAAUUAUGAGAAGAUUCUUGUAGUAAGCCAAUAUGUCAUCCCACUGAUAUUCCUCCAAAGACUCGUGGCUCAGAUUAAUGGUUGGAAAGACAGCAAAGAAACUUUCAUGAUUAAAGGUGAUACCAGCCUUUCUGCUCGACAAGUCUCAGUUCAUCAGUUCAACAACUCACAUGAUGCCAAAAUCUUCUUUGCAUCGAUCAAAGCGUGUAAUGAGCAUAUCAAUCUCACGGGUGCAACAAGGGUUUAA
Messenger RNA from Camelina sativa (false flax), 1044 nucleotides. The record is from RefSeq and is a predicted model, not a curated record. Lineage: Eukaryota; Viridiplantae; Streptophyta; Magnoliopsida; Brassicales; Brassicaceae.